GCUACCCGAGUUCCUUCACGUAAUCGUGAAUGUGUGAGUGUCACACCCAGCCCAAUUGAGCGAGCGAGAUAUAAAGCUACGUUGGCAGUGUUGUUGGCACUGCAAAACAUUUGACUUACCUCCGAGGGAGACGAUUCUAACCUUUACACUCAUUUCGUCGACACUGCCACAGAACAAAGGAGGGCAAGUAGUAGGAACGAAAAAGGAAUUAAUUCAAAGUUGCUUGGAGCAGCUGUGAGAGCGGCGUUGCACAGCAUCAAAGUGUCAGAGUCGCUCGAGGCCAACGAUUAUUCGAGAUUUUGAAAAGCAGAAGGAAAGAGGAGGAGGACAAGAUAAAAGUAUAAGUUUUAAGUGCACCAGCAAGCGCCAUUGGCAUCUUUGGGAUGGCAGAGAACUUAGACUUGAACUUCCCAAUUUGGGGUCUGUUACCUAAGAAAGAGACGGGUGUCACUCAGUUCCUUACCAAAUAUCCGGAGUACGACGGUAGAGGUACAAUUUUGGCUAUCUUCGAUUCCGGAGUCGAUCCUGGAGCGCCAGGUUUACAAUUUACAUCCGAUGGUAAGCCCAAGAUACUUGAGAGAUUUGAUUGUAGCGGACGUGGUGAUGUUGAUACCAGUAAAGUUGUGAAGACAAUAGAUGGUUAUUUGACAGGAACCACCGGACGUCGCUUAAAGAUUCCUAUAUCUUGGAACAAUCCAACUGGGGAGUUUCAUCUUGGAGAGAAAAGCGCAUAUUCUUUGUAUCCGACUAAAUUACUUGAAAGAAUUGAACAAUCUAGAAAAAAAAGAUUUUGGGAUGAUAAUCACAAAAUUGCUUUAGUAGAAGCCACAAGAUUAUUACAAGAAUUUGAAUCGAAACAUCCACAGCUAUCGACUAUACAAGAAAAAUUAGAGAAAGAAGAACUUGAAACUCGUAUAGAUUAUUUAACAAAUUUAGAAAAAAAGUACGAAGACCUUGGCCCAACGUAUGAUUGUGUUGUUUUUCAUGAUGGUGAAAUAUGGAGAGCUUGCAUUGAUACAUCGGAACAAGGAGAUUUAGAAUCUGGUGUAUUUCUAGGCGAAUAUACCCACACAAAUGAUUAUGCACCAUUAACACAAGAAGAUCAAUUGAAUAUUUCUAUUAAUGUGCAUGACGAUGGAAACACGUUAGAAAUUGUCAGUCUUUGUUCGCAACAUGGUACUCAUGUAGCUUCAAUCGCUGUUGGGAAUUUCCCUGAUAACAAAGAACUAAAUGGCGUUGCCCCCGGUGCGCAAAUCCUAUCAUUAAGUAUUGGUGAUGCACGACUAGAUACAAUGGAAACUGGUAGUGCAAUUGUAAGAGCAAUGAUUCGUGUAAUGUCUUAUAAAUAUAAAGUACAUGUUAUUAAUAUGAGUUAUGGAGAACGUGCUCAUUGGACUAAUGCAGGCAGAAUAGGUGAACUCAUGAAUGAAGUCAUUGAUAAAUAUGGAGUGACAUUAGUAACAUCAGCAGGGAACAUGGGGCCAGCAUUAUGUACAAUAAAUACCCCUCCAGAUAUUAGUUCCAACAGUAUUAUUGGUGUUGGUGCAUACGUUUCGCCCGACAUGAUGAUGGCCGAGUAUUCGUUAAGAGAAAAAAUGCCUGGUAUGCCUUUCACGUGGUCUUCCCGUGGACCAACCAUUGAUGGCGGCUGCGGUGUUACUGUAUGUGCACCUGGAGGCGCAAUUACCAGUGUGCCAAAUUUCACAUUAAGAAAGUGCCAGUUACUUAAUGGAACGAGUAUGGCAAGUCCGCAUGUGGCUGGUGCAGUUGCCGUUCUCAUCUCCGGUCUUCUUGCGAAGAGUUUAAAAUUCUCACCUUACAGUAUAAAACGUGCUCUUGAAAAUAGUGCGCACUUUGUUGACACGCUCGACGUAUUCGCACAGGGCUCAGGACUUUUACAAGUAGAGCGAGCUUUCGAAAAUCUCGUCUCCACUGCUAAUUGCCCAGAGAGAGAUGUCAGGUUUGCAAUCAAUUGCGGCGCAAACAAUGCCAAAGGUAUUCACUUGAGAGGUGGUGUAAUUGAUCGUCCAAAGGAUUAUGCUAUUACAGUAGAGCCAAUUUUUAUGGAUACUGAUAAUAUAGAUCCAGCACGUAAAAUCAACUUUAAUUUAAGACUAGCUAUGGUGUGUGAUGCACCUGGUGUUCAUUUUCCAACUCAUCUUGAUUUAAUGCAUAUGCCACGAGCUUUCGCUAUUAGAGUGGAUGGUACUUCAUUGUCGGAUGGUGUUCAUUUUACCAGUAUUCAAGCUUAUGAUGUAACCAAUGUAGAUAAAGGACCUGUAUUUCGUAUACCAAUUACUAUAGUACAACCAUUAACAAUUCCUAAAAAUAUAACGCUUCCUGAUCUCACUUAUACAAACGUUUUGUUCAAGCCAAAUACUACUUAUAGGCACUUUAUACUUGUGCCCGAUGAUGCUACAUGGGCAGUUUUGAAACUGAAGAGCUCAGAAAAAGAUAAGACUGGACGAUUUGUAAUGCAUACAAUGCAAUUAAAACCUCGUUUAUCAACUAAAACCCUCGAAGUUAAUAAAAUGCUAAAUAUUACUUCGCAAUCGGAAACAAUUCAAGGUUUCGCUGUGCAAGGAGGAUUAAUUUUAGAAGUAGCCAUCGCUAAAUAUUGGGCCAACUUGGGCGAUAUUCUUAUUGAUUAUACUAUAGAAUUUCAUGGAAUUCAUUUAAUAAAUGGCGCUCUUACAAUGCAAUCCGGAGAUGGUAUCCAUCGCUUAGAACUUCGAAGUUCGUUAAGAAAUGAAGAGGUUGUACCAAAUAUCUCAUUGAAGCACUCGGUUCAAGUUCUAAGACCAAUUGAUUCGAAAAUUGCACCCCUGAGGGCACGGGAUGUCAUUCCACCUGCCCGACAAAUAUUUGAAUUGGAAUUAACUUACACAUUCCACAUUGCAAAAGCGACUGAAAUAAUGCCUAAUGCAGCAUUGCUAAGCGAUUUGCUUUAUGAAAAUGAAUAUGAGUGUCAAAGGUGGAUAAUUUAUAAUGUCAAUAAACAAGUUAUUUAUUGUGGAGAUGCAUAUCCUAACAAAUAUAUAAUUUCAAAAAUUGACAAAGGUGAUUACACGUUAAAGAUGCAAGUGCGCCAUGAAAAAAGAGAGUUACUCGACAGAUUAACAGAGAUGCCUAUACUACUCACUCAAAAACUUAGCUCACAGAUUAGUCUGGAUGUUUAUGCCAGUCAGUCGCAAGCAAUCAUAGGUGGUAAAAAAAUGGUCGCAGCUUUAAUUCCUCCAGGUCAUAUUUUACCACUUUACAUUGCACCACUGGCGAAUGAAAGCAACACUGACAACAUAAUUUCUAAGGGUGCUACAUUGGGCUCAUAUCUACAGGGGACAAUAACAUUUUGUAAAGACGAAAUUGGCAAAAAAGUUGAUAUAUACACAUUUAAAUUUGUACUAUCCGAACCAGCUAAAAAAUCUGCCAAUCAAAAUAAUAAAAUUGAUAAAGAAAUAACUACAAAAUGGCAUGAAUACAAGAAAGCUAUGCGUGAUCUUAAAUGCAGUUGGCUUGCUAAAUUGGAACCCGGUGAGCAUACUCAAGAACUCUAUAACGAUCUGAGGUCCAACUUUCCGGACCACUUACCAGUACAGACUGCUAUGCUUACUUCCUUGGAUUCAUCAGACGCUCCUAGGCACGUACCUCAUGACGAUUUAUCCGAUGCCACGGUCAACUUCUCCAAUCAGAUAAUUACCAUUGCUGACGAAAUUAUUAAGUCCGUUGAUCAAGAAAAACUAUUAGCCUAUUACGGUUUGAAGAACGAUCAGAGACCGGAUGCAGCGAAGAUAAAGGCAACAAUGGACAAGGAGAAAAAUUGUCUUCUUGAAGCACUUGUAAAGAAGGGUUGUGCGUUAGCUCGACUCCACGUGCACGGGAAAAGAAAAAAUGACAGCGAGGAAAAUAUUAAAGCCCUUUGCGAUAAUGUCUCCAGUCUGUGGAUGGAUGCCCAGAAAUUUGCCGAGCCGACAGAUAGCAAAGUAAUAAUUCUCUCUUUGUGGCAUGCUCAUAUCAAUAAACACUAUGGCAGAUAUUUAAAAUUAUUGGCAAGAUAUUACGAAGACAAGCCAGUAAAAGAAAUUGAUGAAAAAGUUAUAGACAUUGCAAAAAUUUUGGGAUGGGAAUAUUUAGCUCAGCAUGUCACUUCAAGUAUACCAUUGAAAUAUCCAUCUGCAAAUAUGUUGUGGUGAUUAUAAGUGACUUCACAAGAUUUGAAUUUAUGCGCGGCCAUUUCUUGAAAUGAACGAUGCAUCUGUCAUUGAAAAGCUCUUUCAAUGUAACGACCUAAAAGAUAAUCUGUAUUUUCUAAGAUGGUUGGACGUGCUAUGCAAAUAAAUUUACAUAUAGUAAAAAUUAUUUAGCGUAAUUCAUAAAAGCAAUACAAGUAUCAGUCAGUUAAUUACACAUAUUCAUUAGCCCGCAAAAUGUCCGUAAUGUGGAAGAUAAUUUCGAGAUUACUAUUAUAUCUAUAAUAAUGAAAUAAAAGACUGUUUUGUUUGAACAAUAUUCACAAAAAAAAAUAAA
Molecule: messenger RNA, 4524 nt
Organism: Ceratosolen solmsi marchali
Lineage: Eukaryota; Metazoa; Arthropoda; Insecta; Hymenoptera; Agaonidae
Product: tripeptidyl-peptidase 2
Exons: 18
Coding region: 384-4190 (1268 amino acids)
Biological process (GO): proteolysis
Cellular component (GO): cytosol
Molecular function (GO): serine-type endopeptidase activity; tripeptidyl-peptidase activity
Source: RefSeq, a predicted model, not a curated record